GUUUUCUAUAUAUUAUCUUGCAAUGAGUUGCCAGUUGGGUUAGAUGCAGAAAAUCCCAGAGAUCAAAAGCUCCCCCCUGUUUUCUGUCUUUUCUAAGCUCGAAAUUGUAAAGGAAAAGAAUGGAUCAUCUGCCCAAUGUGUCUAACCAAAGAAAUUCUCAAUCCCAAACUCAAAUAUCUCAUUUGGCUCUCGACAUUGGAGGUUCUUUGAUCAAAUUGGUGUAUUUCUGUAGAUAUGAUGAUAGUUGUAGGGAUGAUGAUGAUGAGCUAAGGUCCCAAAACGAUAGUCUUUAUUCCAAGAGUGAUAAUGGUCAACCUGUUCUCGAUGGAAGGAUUCAUUUUGCAAAGUUUGAAACGAGCAAGAUAAGUGAUUGCUUGGAGUUCCUUAGCUCCUUGAAACUUUGCCUCGGUGGUUUUCAUGAUUGCAGUGCUCCUUUGAGUGACAAGAUCUUUAUAAAGGCAACAGGUGGUGGUGCUUACAAGUUUGCUGACCUUUUCAAAGAAAAGCUCGGUUUCAGUCUUGACAAGGAAGAUGAAAUGGAGUGCCUUGUGGCUGGUGCAAAUUUUUUGCUUAAGGCAGUUCACCAAGAAGCUUUUACAUACUUGGAUGGUCAGAAAGAAUUUGUUCAGAUUGACACUAAUGAUUUAUAUCCUUAUCUUCUUGUUAACAUCGGAUCUGGUGUUAGCAUGAUAAAGGUGGAUGAAGAUGGCAAGUUUGAGAGAGUUAGUGGAACUAGCCUUGGAGGUGGCACCUUUUGGGGUUUGGGAAGGCUUUUGACAAAGUGCAGAAAUUUCGAUGAGCUACUGGAGCUAAGUCAUCAUGGAAAUAAUAGAGUUAUAGAUAUGCUUGUUGGUGAUAUCUAUGGUGGAACAGACUAUGCAAAGAUUGGUCUCUCGUCAACAACAAUUGCUUCCAGCUUUGGCAAGGCCAUUUCUGAUAAUAAAGAGCUGGAAGAAUAUGAACCUGAAGACAUAUCCCGCUCCCUUUUACGAAUGAUUUCAAAUAAUAUUGGUCAGAUAUCAUACUUGAACGCACUUCGAUUUGGCCUGAAGCGGAUAUUUUUUGCUGGAUUUUUCAUUCGGGGUCAUGCCUAUACUAUGGACACUAUUUCUGUGGCUGUUAAUUUCUGGUCCAAAGGUGAGGCGAAAGCAAUGUUUCUACGGCAUGAAGGUUUUCUCGGGGCACUAGGUGCAUUCAUGAGCUACGAGAAGCAGUGUCUCGAUGGCUUGACGGUCAAUACAACGCAGCAAAAGUUCCCCAUCAGCUUAUCUUCUGCUGGGGAUAAGAUUUACUGCUCACUGAGCAGUAAUUCAGAUGAGAAUGGAAGCAUCGAGCAUAGCGUACAUGGAACAUAAAGAUACAACGUACAAGACUAAUUGAUUCUUACGGAAGACUGUGCAAGAAAAAUCUUUCCCAUCUUGAGGAACAUGAUAGAUACGAAGAAACAAUAAAGAGAGUUGCAAUUCAGAAUUA
This is a messenger RNA of Hibiscus syriacus, 1473 nucleotides long. Its product is annotated as pantothenate kinase 1-like. Gene Ontology annotation, molecular function: pantothenate kinase activity; ATP binding. The record is from RefSeq and is a predicted model, not a curated record. Gene Ontology annotation, biological process: coenzyme A biosynthetic process. NCBI's taxonomy places the organism in Eukaryota, Viridiplantae, Streptophyta, Magnoliopsida, Malvales, Malvaceae. Gene Ontology annotation, cellular component: cytosol; nucleus. The transcript is spliced from 10 exons. Bases 120 to 1355 code for a protein of 411 amino acids.